AACAUUAGCGCAAACAUAGCAUUUGAUAUCGUGCAGCGCGUUUCGUCGCUGAUUCGUUGUUAUUAUCACUUUUUGUUUUUGUUUAUUGUGCCGUUAAAAAACGAAGCAAACAGGCAGCCAUCAGUGACGACUCAUAAGCCGCAAUAAUAAAUCUAAAAGUAUACAAGUUUGUCUCGUGAUUGCCAAAAAUUAACCGUCUAACAGAAGGACGUACGUCGUACGUGCCUCCCCUUUAAGAAUCAACCUCAACCGCCCUAACAUUAUUUGCUGUUUUUGUUUGUGCUGUUGCGCGCUGCCUGAUCCAGGAAAUUCGUUGCGUUCAGCAACGGCGGCAGAAGCAGCAGCAGCAGCAGCACCAGCACCAGCAGCAGCAGCAGGAAAAGCAAGUUGGCUCAGUGCCCCGUUGCGAAUUGACAUAUUGUGUGGUUGCGCAUUCAGUGGUAAAGUGCAGAUGCGCAGUUUGUAACGGCGCCCAUGCGCGCACAGCUGAUCGAUUAAGAAUCGAUUGUAACUAACCUAACCUAACGACAAUACAGCUUCAAAACAAAAGCACUAUCCUCUGCAUAGAUAAAAAACUAUAAAAUAAAAAUAAAACGUAUAACGAUAAAAAAAAAAAACCAAAACGCAACAAAAAAUAUGUUUCAAAUUCCACGACCAACGCGGGCAACACUGCUCGGCGCAGUCAUUGCGCUUGGCAUGGUGAUGUUAAUGUCCUGCGUGCGUCCUUUGGGUGUCCUGUUCCUGGGCCUGUUCAGCUAUUGGCUCUAUUGGACACGGUGCAGCUAUAGAGUGGUGCUCACGCCGCAGCUGCGCGAAAAGCUCGAGUCCUGGUUGCAUCGCGCCGUCGAUUGGCGCCAUAACUCGCCCAGCAUGUUCUGCUUGGUCAGCGCCGGCUGCCUGGCCACAAUCGCCGUUUUGGGCCACCUGUUAUCCGGCUCCGUGCUGGUGAUGACCCUGCUGGUCGUCUCCGCCGUCGUCUCCACCAAAUACAAUUUCAAGCUUGUACAUAUCGAGCGCAGAGAUUUCCAAUGGUCGGAGCGCAUCAACUACAAUAAUGCCGUGUCCGAGCUGGACGAUGAGUUCCUGCCGGACGUAAACGAAUCGAAUCUGUUUGUGCUGGAGCGGGCCAGCGAUGUGGCCACCAUCAGCUCACCCACCGAUGCGGACGGCCUUGGGGAUGGCGACGAUGACGAUCGAAGCGACGAUGUGCCCUCCGAGCUGCUGAUACCCGAUUGUAUACCAGAGAUCGAUGAGCAUUCGACGGACGAGGACGAUGAGCUGGUGCCCCUCUCGCAGUCCAAGCAAACUGCGGAAGCACAACAGCAACAGCAGCAACAGCAACAACAGCAAUACGAACAGAGCCGACAGGCAAUGGACAAUGGCUCAGCGGACAAGACAAUGGACUUUCGCCGGGGUCACUUCAAGCGUGACUCCUCGCUGUCCACCACCUCGUCGUCGUCGGAGGAGAGCCUGUCCAAGGGCCUGCAGUUUCCCGAUCACACCAGCGUCGACGCUGGCGGCCCCUCGCUGCGCCAGCUGCCCGCUCCGCCCACUGGCGCUGAUACUGCCAGCAGUAGCAAUCUAUUGACGUUGGCUGUCAAAACGCAAGCGCAGGCGCUGCUGCCCAGCCUCGUCUCCAACCUGGUGCAGUGGGGUGCCAGCGAGCUGGACAGCACCGCCAAGCGGCGCCAGGUGACGGCGCUGGACUCGUCCGAUGAGAGCGACUUUGAGAUACUCGAAACGGACGAUUUCAAAUAAACUGCUGUACGCGGGGCGGCGUACAGUAUUACCAACUAAUAUCUAUCUAUCUCUCUCUAUAUAUAUACAUAUAUAUGCAAUAUAUAUUGAAAGAUAUAUAUUUAUUCACAUAUUGCAUACAUACGCCUGUAGAAAUCACAGAUGCACAGAGAGAGAGAGGGAGAGAGACAGGGGGAGAGAGAGAGGGAGAGAGAGAGAGAGCGAAAGAGAGGGAACUCGGAUUUGGUGGUUCUUUCGUUGCGGGCCAAGAAUUUUGCAUGCCAUAUGAGCAGACAGUCUUUAACUUAAUCUAUGUAUAUCGUAAAUGUUGAUUAUAUAGCUCCAAUAUAGAUAUGUAUGACGUAUUUAUACAUAAAUGUAGAUUUCUUGCAUCCAUAUUUGGGUUCCCUUUCCCUUUCAUUCUCUCUGCUGUUUGUGCUCUGUAUAUUAUUAAUUAUAAUUUUUAUUGUAAUUUUUUUUUUUUUUACUUUUAAUCGUAAUUGGAUGCUUGUUUUAUUAUCAUUGUGCUUUGGAGCAGCGGUUAAGUUACUAAAGACGCAAAUUGAAAUUUUGAUUUGAGUUUCGUUUACGAUUUCUAUUAGCUGUAUGCAAAAAUGUAAAUAUAUUAAUAUUCAUACAUACAUACAUACAUACGGAUACUCAUGCAAAUGUUGAGCUACUUAAUCUAAAACCCUAAAAAAUAAAACAAAAGCGAAAAACCAAACGAAGAAUUGGACAAACACACAUACAUACAUAUUAUUCUCUAUAAACCUGAUGCGGUGCUAUAAACCAUAUUUAAAGAAAAAUAAAUAUAAAACAAAAAAUCGCUUGAAAAGAAUUCGAUAAACCUGUGUAUAAAUAAUGCUACUUACUGAUAAUUGGAAAUAAACUCAAUUUAUUUCAAUAGUCGAUGCUUUUUUAUGUUUAUCAACUCUAUUGUGACUAUUAGAAGUCUUUCUUCAUUGUAACAAAGAAAAUUCAUUAGUUUCUAAAUAAAAUACAUUAUAACACUA
Drosophila mojavensis is the source of this 2750-nucleotide messenger RNA. RefSeq lists its product as uncharacterized. Bases 637 to 1758 code for a protein of 373 amino acids. The record is from RefSeq and is a predicted model, not a curated record. The transcript has 4 exons. NCBI's taxonomy places the organism in Eukaryota, Metazoa, Arthropoda, Insecta, Diptera, Drosophilidae.